CUCAUUGGAGGAACAUCCAGGAAUCUGUCUCAUUGAUUAUAUGGGAGCUGUUCCACACUCAGAUAGUAAGAACUGUAGAUGAUGCUGCCUGGCUUGCUGUGUUCCUUCAGCUCCACACUGUGUUAUCACUGUCAGGCUGUUUACUCUCAACAUGUGAGAGAUGGUCAAGCGGCAGUACUGACACUGGGAGAGAAUUUCACCGACAGAUUCUCCUCCGUUCAAGGAAGCAGCACAGGCAAGUACCAAGAAUCCAAUAACAAACUGGGGGGAGUUAGUGAAAUGAUGAGGAAGAAUCACAUUCAAUAGGUUUAAACUAAAUUACAGCUCAACUUUAAAGACCAACAAGUGAUUUCCCCAUAUUGUUUAGAUCUCUUCAAGUUCUGAACGAAAUCAAAGCACUAACUUUGAAGGGUAAGGAGUGCCGAAGUUUUCGUUUUGUGUGAAACCUGAAAUACGGAAGUGUCAUUGCGGAAAUGAUUAGUAACACAAGGUGGGUCUUGGCGGCAUUGUUUGGGGUCGGACACAACCAAACACAACCAAAUGAGACUCUGGCCUCUCCUCCCCUUUCUGAGCAGGGCUCUCAGGAAUCGCUGGGCAGUCAGACGGGGAAAGCAGUGAAAGACAGUCAAGGAGGAUGGGAGGAGCCAGCUCCAGUGAUCAGAUGGCUCAGUCUUCAAAGACUUUCUGCUACACUCAGGAAGAGCUCAACAAACAAAAGUCUGACAAUGAAACUUUGCGGGUAGCGAAGGCUACACUAUUGCAGAAGAAGAUAAAUGAUCUAGAUUCUACAGAGCUGAACAUUGCAGUGACAGGAGAAUCAGGCUCAGGGAAAUCAACCUUCAUCAAUGCCAUGAGGGGCCUUCGGAGCGAUGAUGAGGGAGCUGCUGAAACUGGUAACAUUGAAACAACAAUGGAGCCAAUUGGGUACAAAGAUCUCAAAAUGUCAAAUGUCCGUUUCUGGGAUCUGCCGGGAAUUGGAACAACAAGAUUCCCAGCAGAUAAAUAUCUGAGGGAAAUGAACUUUGAGACGUACAAUUUCUUCAUCAUUAUCUCACACUGCCGGUUCAGAGAAAAUGAUGCAGAACUUGCCAAAGAAAUUAGACGGCUUGGGAAGAAAUUCUACUUUGUUCGAUCUAAAAUUGAUAAUGAUAUCAAAUCAGUGAGAAAUCAUUGCACAAUAUUUAAUGAAAAGGAGGAACUGGCGAAGAUCAAGAAUGACUGUGUCAAAAAUUUACAACAGGCAGGGAUCCCAUCACCCAGUGUUUUCCUGAUAUCAAAUUUUGAUCAGUGCCUUUAUGAUUUUAAUCUGUUAAAACAUUACAUUAUAAUGGACAAUUUAUCCCACGGAUCUGUUUCCCCAUUUAAUUAGAUCAUGGCUGAUCUGCGUUUAUUUUUAUCUAUUCCUGUUGGUUCUGUAACCCUUCAAACUCUUACUAAACAAAACCUAAUUUCAAUUUUGAUAGUUUCAGUUGACCCCCAGCUUGAAUAAUGUUAUGGUAUGAGGGGAGUGGCCGGAGUUCUACAAUUCCACUUCCCCUUGUUUAAGCAAGUGCUUCUUGACCUCAACCCUGUUGGACAAAGACUAAUUUUAUGUUGAUGCACCUCUCUUUCGACUGUCUCACCAGAACAGUAAUUUCCUUUUAUCCAGCCUUUCAAAUCCUUGAUUCAUCCUUUAUUUAGAUGGGGAGAUGGGGAUAUUGUGGUAAUAACAAAGGAUAAGUAAUCCAAAACCCCAAGUUAAUCUUUGGGGACUUGGGUUCAAAUCCCAUGAUGGCAGAUGGUGAAUUUUGAAUGCAAAAUGAACUUUAAAGGUAGCUUAAUGGUAACUGUGCAACUACUGUUGAUUGUUGGAGAAAACGCAUCCAGCUCACUACUGUCCUUUCCUGAUCUGGCCCAGAUGAGACUCCACACACACGGCAAUUUGGCAUUAAACUGUCCUCCAGGCAAAUUUGGGCAAUAAAGGCUGACUGAGCUAGCGAUGCCAAUAUCCUGUGAAUGAAUGUGAAAAAUUUGAGAAAUAAACUAGCAAGGCUGUAUUGGGAAUGGUACUGAGUAUAUUGUUCUUGCAGAGGGCCAUCACAGACUCAACAGGCUGGAUGGCCUGUUCCUGUGUCAUAACCAUUCAAGGUCAACUAGAUCACCUGUUAGUUUUCUUUUAAUUCAAGGAAACACAGGUCUAUGUUAUAUUAUCCUCAGAGCUCAAUCUCUUUUUCUGCCAUGGUAUCUUUCCACUGAAUCCCACCAACCCACUCCUGAGGUAUAGGACAUAGAACUGUUGGCAGUUUAUCCAGCUCAGGUCUGAUCAGAGCUCUGCAUGAUUGAAGUAAACUUAAAAUCCUGUUGACAUAAAGACAAAAAUUUGAUUAGUCUUUUUUUUGUACCUGUCCACUGACUGUAGGAGAGAAUCUUACAGAGAUGAUAAUCUUUCAGGAGACAACAGAGUUUGAGGCAUGUGGCAAUUUUAUUGACAUAGUCCGCCUCGAUGUGAGGGUUCAAUUACCAUCUUGAUCUGCAGCUCAGAUCAGAAGAAACUGACACUCUAAUUUCAAUUUCAAGUAAAAUGUCUUUUAUAUAUUUUUCUUGAAACAUUAACAUGGUGGCACACACUCUCUUCCCAUGUAUACUAUUAGUUAAUUAGAUCUGGGUCAGCUAUGAUUGGGUUUCUAGUCCAUCAUUCAAUUAGUAAUCUUGUUGCUUUAAUCUGAAUGGCCCCUUUUGCUAUGUGGGAAACUGAACUUUCCAUGGCUGCUUGUAACUUUUUCUGUCUCAACUAGAACAGAUAAGGAAGGCCCCUUACAAUUAGUUUUAAACCUUUCUUUCUAAUAUUUUAGUGAUUAGUGUGUCUGUAAAAACUAUAUAUAUCCUUCUAUAACACCUUGAAAUCUAUAUCUAUGAUUACCUUAAGAAUCUUAAUUAAAACCUAUUUGUAGUAUUAUAACUGAUUGAAUAGAAAAAGACUUAAAUAACUAAUUGGUAUGAAAUGUUCUUAUCUUUAGGGUAGCAAAGAAUGUUCCAGAUUCAAUCUUACUGAGGAACAGAUUGCUAUUGUACUCUGUGCUGAGAACACAUUAAAAAAGCAUUUCUCUCACUUUAUAAUUUCUAUUAAACAUGUACUGCAAAGUUUGUUGGGGCUGUCAUCAGCCAUUUUUGCUGUAUGGUCAUGGGGCAGCCCUAACCCUAACCUUCAGUGAAUUGUGUACCUGAACCUAGUUCUCUGCUUCGCACCAUGUAAAGAAUAUUGUUGUCCUUAAAUCUCAAAACAUUUUCACGUUGAACGCCAUGCACUGGUUUUGCCAACUGUUCCUAAUUUCAUCUGUUAAUUGUUCAACCCAAUUUACUGUACUCCUUUACUGUCACAUCAUUCCAAAUUCAGCCAGGUGAAAAAUUAAUACUGUGAUACAUGA
Molecule: messenger RNA, 3404 nt
Organism: Rhincodon typus (whale shark)
Lineage: Eukaryota; Metazoa; Chordata; Chondrichthyes; Orectolobiformes; Rhincodontidae
Product: T-cell-specific guanine nucleotide triphosphate-binding protein 2-like
Exons: 3
Coding region: 635-1369 (244 amino acids)
Cellular component (GO): membrane
Molecular function (GO): GTP binding
Source: RefSeq, a predicted model, not a curated record